Messenger RNA from Malus domestica (apple), 1967 nucleotides. Its product is annotated as probable protein phosphatase 2C 42. NCBI's taxonomy places the organism in Eukaryota, Viridiplantae, Streptophyta, Magnoliopsida, Rosales, Rosaceae. Gene Ontology annotation, molecular function: cation binding; protein serine/threonine phosphatase activity. Gene Ontology annotation, biological process: peptidyl-threonine dephosphorylation. The record is from RefSeq and is a predicted model, not a curated record.
CUAAUUUCUUAGUGGAAAAACCAAUGUAACAUUACUUUAAAAAUAGUGAAAGAAAAGAAAGAAAAGGACAUUAAGGGGUGACACCCAACAAAAUGCUUCCCCACACCAUCUUCUGCCCACAAGACAGCCGAGGACGAGUCUUUCCCUGUUCCUCUACCGCCGAACACAACCCCCUCCCAUUACUUCUCUCUAUCUUACGCCUCCCCUCGUAACCUACGCCCCACCCCUAAUCCUGCGCAUCUUCUUCCCCCAUACCUUCCCCUCCCAAUUUCCAUUAAAUCCUAGGCUUCUUCUCCCAGCCUCUUCCCCCAAAUUCGGAGUCCUUAAGGGUCUUUGGGUUUUGGGGUUAGGGUUUUUGAGAGAUGUGGGAUGCUUCAGGCAUUGAUGAAUCUGCUCUCUCUUUGCUGGAGGCCAUUUGGGCGCGGCGACGGUGAGGGACUCAGCUCUGUUGGAAUCGUCGGCGCUGCGAAUAACGGAGGCGGCGGAGGAGGGCGAGAUGGCAAAGAUAACUUGCUUUGGUUCCGAGAUUUUGGAAAGUACGCGUGGGGCGAUUUCUCUAUGGCGGUGGUCCAGGCCAAUCAGGUGCUCGAGGAUCAGAGCCAGAUCGAGUCUGGACCCUUUGGGACCUUCGUCGGCGUAUACGACGGACACGGCGGCCCGGAGACCGCUCGAUACGUUUGCGACAAUUUAUUCAAACAUUUCCAAGCAAUAUCAGUGGAGUCCGAAGGUGUUGUGACAGCGGAGACCAUUCAAAAUGCUUUUCUCCGAACAGAGGAAGGGUUUACCGCCCUUGUUUCAGAGCUGUGGGGUACUAGACCCCAAGUAGCAACUGUUGGGUCAUGCUGUCUGGUUGGAGUUAUAUGUCAGGGGACCCUAUUUGUGGCAAACCUGGGAGAUUCCCGUUGUGUGUUGGGAAAGAAAGUGGGCAACACUGGGGAAGUUGCUGCGAUCCAGUUAUCCACUGAACACAAUGCAAAUCUCGAGGAGGUUAGGCAUGAGCUGAAAGAUUUGCACCCACACGAUCCUCAAAUUGUCGUUUUAAAGCAUGGAGUUUGGAGAGUAAAAGGCAUUAUCCAGGUAUCUAAAUCUAUAGGCGACGCAUAUAUGAAACAUGCAAGGUUUAACAGGGAGCCGAUUAGUGCAAAAUUCAGACUUCCCGAACCAAUGACCAUGCCUAUCUUGUCUGCCGAACCAACCAUUCUUUCUCAUCCUCUCCAUCCAAAUGAUUCUUUUCUUAUAUUUGCUUCUGAUGGUCUAUGGGAACACUUGAGUAAUGAACAAGCUGUUGAAAUUGUCCACAAUCAUCCACAUUCAGGAAGCGCCAAGCGGCUUGUUAAGACGGCUCUCCAAGAAGCUGCAAGAAAAAGAGAGAUGCGAUAUUCAGAUCUUCGGAAAAUUGACAAGAAGGUCCGACGCCAUUUUCACGAUGAUAUAACUGUCAUUGUUUUAUUCUUAAACCAUGACCUAAUAUCCAGAGGGAGAGUGGAAGAGCCCCCAGUCUCAAUAAAAAGUGCCCGUGACCAAGGAUAAGUUCACGACAUCAAACAUAUCGGUUGCCUGCCCCUGAUUUUGAUACACGCGUGAACGAUCAUACUAGGCGAUAACAAACCACCGGAUCCGGAGAUAAUGCUUGAUUUUGAAGAGGCUUUGAGAGUUUUAAUGUUAGAAGAGAUUACUGUAUUUACGGAGUCGUGUAAUUCUCCGUUAUGUCAUAUUUAAAAGCAUGUUGUACUUUGUUGCCUCCCAGUCCCAGAUACAGAAUGCGAGAGCUGCCAUGUUUAUUUAUAUAUAUUUUUUCUUCAAAACUCCCAACUACAGCUGCACCCCCCUGGGUUUAUUUAUCGAAUUAGCUUCCCAGGGAAUUCUGGUGACAGCAUGACUGCUUGUAAACAAAACCAGUUUCAUAACCUACGAUUUCAUGUACUCGACAAAUUUCACUAGAGAGAAGAAUUGUGUGGCAGAUUAUU